Molecule: messenger RNA, 930 nt
Organism: Mesorhabditis spiculigera
Lineage: Eukaryota; Metazoa; Nematoda; Chromadorea; Rhabditida; Rhabditidae
Source: the annotation of a GenBank genome assembly
AUGUUGCUGCGGAUAGUUGUAUUCUGUGGGCUUAUUGUUGCCAAGCGGCCUCUAUUAAAUGCCACCGAAGUCGACUGCGGUGAUUGUGGCUUCUGUCGCACCAUCUCGCUAAAGACGCCCGAAGGUUCCGAGAACCCCAGCAAUGUCAACGCCCAAGGAUGUGGAUGCGGAGAGAAGGCUCUCAGCAAGUUGGAGAAGGACGAACGCGUCAAGAAGAUGCACGACUGCUUUGAAGCCUCAAACACGAAUGCUGAGUUCUCCUCUGAAGGAAAGCCCAAUGGUUUCCUAAAGGAUAUCUGUUGUGCGGAGGCGCAAUGCGGAAAAGAGGGUGAGAAGAAGGAUGAGAAGAAGCCGGCAGAGAAGAAGGAGGAAGAAAAGCCGAAAGCCGAGAAGAAGAAGCCGGAGGAUAAGAAGGAGGACAAGCCAAAGGAGGACAAGCCAAAGGAGGACAAGCCAAAGGAGGACAAGCAAAAGGACGACAAAAAGCCCGAAGGUGUGAAGAAGGAUGAUAAGGAUAAGAAAGGAAAAGAUGACGACAAUAAGAAGGAUGACAAGCCUAAGGAUGAGAAGAAAUCCGAAGAGGAUAAGAAGAAAGAGGAAGGAAAGGACGAGAAGAAACCGGCAUUGAAGGGAGAUGAGAAGCCGAAGGAGGAGAAGAAGGAUGACAAGGCGAAGAAGCCUACUGAUGAGAAUAAGAAAGACGAUAAGAAGCCGGCAGAGGACAAGAAGAAGGAGGAGAAGAAGCCUGAUGAGGAGAAGAAGAAGCCAGAAGAGGAGAGGAAGGACGAGAAGAAGAAGCCAGAGGGAGGUGACAAGAGGAAAGACGAUAAGCCGAAGGAUGUCAAGAAGGAUGAUAAUAAGAAGAAGCCAGAAGAUGACAAGAAAAAGCCCGAGGAGAAGAAAGGGGAUGAUAAGCCAAAAGACGAUGAC